Haemonchus placei is the source of this 657-nucleotide messenger RNA. The record is from the annotation of a GenBank genome assembly. NCBI's taxonomy places the organism in Eukaryota, Metazoa, Nematoda, Chromadorea, Rhabditida, Trichostrongylidae.
AUGAGGGUGUGUGUGGUCGGAGCUGGAGUUUCUGGCCUCCCAUCCAUAAAAGCAUGCAAAGAACAAGGUUUGGACGUGGUAUGCUAUGAGAAAACAUCGGAUCUCGGUGGACUAUGGAACUAUCGACCUAAUCAGAAAGAUACGAUAGGAAAGACUCUGUCAUAUUCCGGUCAUUUUCAGAUUGGAGGCACCGUAAUGGCCAGUACUGUAGUGAACACGUCUAAAGAAAUUAUGGCAUAUUCAGACUUUCCUCCACCAGAAGAAUGGCCAAAUUUCAUGCAUCACUCUAAGGUGAAUGAAUACCUGCACUUGUAUGCGGACCACUUCGAUUUAAAACGACACAUCCGAUUCAACACAUCAGUGAAGCACAUAUCGGAGGAAGGUGAUGGAUUCAAAGUAGAGCUUGAAAACGGCGAAGUAAAUCAUUUUGAUAAAGUACUUUUGUGCACAGGACAUCAUGCCGAACCGAAACAUCCACAACUCAGAGAUGUCGAAAAAUUCAAAGGAAAAAUUAUGCACGCCUACGAUUACAGAGAUUCAAAAGGGUUCGAGAAUAAGAAUGUUUUUCUGCUUGGAAUUGGAAAUUCAGCUCUCGACAUAGCUGUAGACCUUGCAAAAAUAGCUAAAUCUGUGAGUUUUUCUCAAAACCCCUUUUGA